AUCAGACCUCUUACCUGGGGAAUCAGAGAAACAUGGUUGUGCUACGGGCGAGGGAUUUCUGUUUCUGACCGAGAAACCUGUCCAGGAACGAGGAAUGGACAGAACCGGACGCAGGCGGAUGAGUCUGCACGACCUCCGACGGAAGGAUCCCGUCCGAGUGUCCGCUGGAAGCCUGUGGCAGGACCCCCUGGCCAUCGAACUGAGCAGCGCGAAUAAAACCAUUAUCUCGCCGCGGAGUCGGACGAGGGCUCUGGUGGUAGUCUACGUCGUCGUUGAAGAUGCGUCUUUGCCUCAGACAGAAGAGAACUUGUCACUGAAAUGUCUGAAAGAGGCAUGCGCGGAUGCGCACGCCGUGUUCAAAACCAUUCCUUUCGAAAGGAUCUCACUCGGGACGACGGAUGUUUUGGACAGCUUUUAUAACGCAGAUGUUGCCGUGGUGGAAAUGAGCGACUCCUUCUGUCAGCCAUCCCUGUUCUACCACCUCGGCGUGAGGGAAAGUUUCAGCAUGACCAACAACGUCAUACUUUACUGCAACAAACAGGAGAACGACCUGCAAGCGCUGAAGGAGCAGUGUGGGAGCUACACCUUCAUCCCGUACGUGGUGUCCCCCCAGGGGAGGGUUUUCGCCUGCGAUGCAGGGCUGGCAACCGGCAUUAAGGAGCUCCUGCGCCCCAGCUUCAAGCUGGAGCCCCUGCUCACCCCGCUGGUGGAGCGCCUGGUCCGGCUGCUGGAGAACGUUCACGUUCAUUCCAGCGAGUAUUUCCGGGAGUCAAUCCGGCACGAGAUCCGCACUGCGAGGGAGAGGUUCACAGGGAAGGACCUGAGCCGGGAGCUGGGCCGGAUCCAGAACCGCCUGGACACGGUGGAGCUGCUCAGUCCGGACAUCGUCAUGAAUCUGCUGCUGUCCUACAGGGACAUCCAGGACUAUGAUGCCAUCAUUAAACUGGUGGAGACCCUGACGAACCUGCCCACAUGUAUGGUGGCUACCCAGCAGAAUAUCAAGUUUCACUUCAUAUUUGCAUUGAACAGGAGGAAUCUCCCGGGCGACCGCGCGAAGGCCCUGUCCAUCAUCCUGCCCAUCGUGGAGUCGGGUGGGAGGGUGGCGUCGGAUGUGUACUGCCUCUGCGGGCGCAUCUACAAGGACAUGUUCCUCACCUCUGGCUUUACGGACUGCUGCAGCCGGGAUCAGGCCUGCUACUGGUACGGCAAGGCUUUUGAGAGCGAGCCAACCUUGCACUCUGGAAUCAACAACGUCGUUCUCCUGAUGGCAGCAGGCCACGAGUUCGACACCUCUAUCGAGCUGCGGAAAAUCGGGGUGACGCUGAGCAGCCUUCUGGGCAGGAAAGGGACCCUGGAGAAGAUGCAGGACUACUGGGAUGUGGGCUUCUACCUGGGGGCCAGCAUUCUGGCCAACGAGCACAAGAAAGUGAUCGAGGCGUCGGAGAAGCUCUACAAGAUGAAAGCUCCCCUCUGGUUUGUGGGAUCGAUCAUGGAGACAUACAUCUUGUACCGGCAGUUCUCCAAGCCGCCUGAGGUGAAGUCUCCCAAGCAGGAGACGGUGGACUUCUGGAUGGAGCUGAUGCUGCAGGCCUGCAAGCCCACAGUGUCCACAGCGCGGUGUCCUGUUCUGAUCCUGGAGCCCAGCAAGGUGUUCCAGCCGUCGGUGGUGAGUGUGAGCGAGGAGGACGAGAGCAGGGCGGUGCAGCUGAAGCACAUCACCCCGCAGCAGAAAGGCCUGCACCAGUGGACCUUCCCUGUGUCGGCGAUCCGCGGAGUGAGCGUGUCCAAGUUUGAUGAGCGCAGCUGCUUCCUGUAUGUCCUCUACAACUCGGACGACUUCCAGCUGUACUUUCCCAGCGAGCUGCACUGCAAAGGGUUCUGUGAGCUGGUGAAUUCUCUGGUCCAGCAGAAGGAAGUCUCUGUGACAGACUCGGCCUCUCUCUGUGGCGGGGUGCUGGAGUACAUGUACGAGACCAACGAGAGCGGAGACAGGGUGGUUCUGGGAAAGGGGACGUACGGAGUGGUGUACGCUGGGAGGGACCUGAGCAACCAAGUGCGCAUCGCCAUCAAGGAAAUCCCGGAAAAAGACAGCUCGUACUCCCAGCCUCUGCACGAGGAGAUCGCCCUGCACAAGAGGCUGCAGCACAGGAACAUUGUGCAGUACCUGGGCUCCGUCAGCCAGGACGGCUUCAUCAAGAUCUUCAUGGAGGAGGUCCCUGGAGGUAGCUUGUCCUCUCUCUUGAGGUCCAAAUGGGGACCCCUGAAGGACAAUGAGGCCACCAUCAUCUUCUACACCAAGCAGAUCCUCGAGGGGCUCAAAUACCUCCACGAGAACCAGAUAGUUCACAGAGACAUCAAGGGUGACAAUGUACUGAUAAACACGUACAGCGGGGUGUUAAAGAUCUCAGACUUCGGCACCUCCAAGCGACUGGCGGGCAUCAACCCCUGCACAGAGACCUUCACAGGGACCCUGCAGUACAUGGCCCCAGAGAUCAUUGACCAGGGCCCUCGGGGUUAUGGGAAGCCGGCGGAUAUUUGGUCGCUGGGCUGCACCAUUAUUGAGAUGGCCACAGGGAAGCCCCCUUUCCAUGAGCUGGGCAGUCCUCAGGCAGCCAUGUUUAAGGUGGGGAUGUUCAAGAUCCACCCGAAGGUCCCGGAGUGCAUGUCGGAGGAAGCGAAAGGCUUCAUCAUGAGCUGCUUUGAGCCCAACCCAGACAACAGAGCCACAGCCUCCGAGCUGCUGAAGGACGGCUUUCUGAGAUCCAGCGCCCGCAGGAAGGCCAAGCCGACCCCCGACGUGCCGCAGAAAGAGUAUGCCAUUUCAGGAGAGUACCAUCGCAGCAUGUCCAUGCCGAUAGCCGUGCGGGUGGAGGACACCAGCGAGACGGAGAAGAUGGACCUGUCCAGCUCACUGGACCUCCGGAGAGCCAUGCCUUCCGUGAGGAUGAGUGACAUCGCUGAGAGCCCGCCCACCAGCAGCUUCCUGUUGGUGCCGGAGGAGACGGCCCUGGACGUGAGCCCCACCUCGACGGGGGAGAAUCUGGGUCUCUUCCUGCUCAGGAAGGACAGUGAGAGGAGGGCCACGCUGCACAGAGUCCUCACCGACUACAUCAACACCGUGGUGGCCAACGUCCAGGAGACCCUGCCCCAGCAGCCGCAGGGGCCGUCCCUCACCACAGAGCACAUCGUGGAGCUGAUUGGCUGCUUGCGUGAGAACAUUCGCUCUCCAGACAGGAAGAACCUGACCAACUGCCUCCUCAAGCUCCGCUCCAGCCUGCUCUCAGCUGCAGUGCCCCUCAACAGCCUGCAGGCGGUGCUGUUCAGCUUCCAAGAUGCAGUGAAGAAGGUGCUGAGGCAGCAGCAGGUGAAGCCACACUGGAUGUUUGCCCUGGAUAACCUGCUGAGGCAGGCGGUGCAGGACGCCAUCACUGUCCUCCUACCAGAGCUCCAGCUCCAGUUGCAGUCCUCCUUCGAUGAGCCCGAGGUGGCAGCAGAGCCGACGCCCAUAGCAGAGGAUUCUGGGACGGUGGAUUCCCCCGACGAGCAGGAGGAACAGGAACAGGAAGUGGCCCCCGCGGCCCCUCAGGAGGGGGUGACGUCGGGGGCCAGCACCUUCAGCUCUGGCGUUGGGAGCGACUUCAGGAACGACGGCUGCCCCCUCACCCAGGAACUGCUAAAUAUGCGGCAAGAAACCAGAAGACUACUGACCCAGCUGCGUGAGAAAGAGGAGGAGUUGCAGGAGCUUCUGAGGGAGUCUGUGCUGAGGAAACAGGAAGAAAUCAAUGAUUUCAGAGGCAAGAGAACGUCGGCACCUAUAGAUAUUCCCUCCUCUGGCCUCCGCCAACAGGACAGGAUUGAUCCGGAGAGUGCAGCAGUGGUCCGCUGGUUAGAGGCCAUUCCAGUGGAUGAGGACACCAUAGUGAAAUUGCUCUCGCACAAGUUCACCCUUCAGAGCCUGCUCUGUGUCGCCUCCAGAGACGACCUGAAGUACUGCGGCAUCAGGGGGGGCAUGCUGUGUCGCGUCUGGGCGGCCAUCACGUCUGAGAGGACGUCCCGGGUCAGGACACAGGGACCUCACGGUGGCGCGGGCGAAGACACAGCCCUCUGACCUGCCACCUGAGAAAGCCGCACACCAGUACGACAAGCUCGAAGCCAGCAGAACAGCCGGAGCUACGGUCUCCCAGUCACUGCGAAACGCGUCUGACAUCAGCCACAGAGACCUGCAACGGCCACACUGUGCUCUGUGAAAGGGCUACAGAAGAACAAAGAGGUUUAAUAGGAGGGUAGAAAUCCAAGUGUGUUUUAUUCCUAAAGACUGUUGCUUUAAACUGAUGGGGGAUUUUUCAAGAUCGGGAAUUCCUUUCCAAUGAAAAGUUUCAGUUUAUUUAUUUAUAUUUUUAUUUACUUUGUAUGUAAAGUUCUGAAUCACACUACAGGUAUGGAGCAUUCACAGCAGACUGCUUUCUGCAGUGUUGGGAACACAGGGGACUCAAAUACGUGUCAUUAUCACAGGAUGUAAAUAUAUUCCCAUUUCAGUUACUGUUGUACAGCAGGGCUUUGUGGGGCAGGGCUGUCUGUGGAGGUGUAGCAAGUGUGAUUUAUGCGUUUUCCAGAGCAGCUCUUUAUGAAAUUCAGAACUGCAGAGCAGUAGUGUUCAGUUAAGUGUAUAUUGCAUGUAUACCUGCUAAAGCGUAUCAGAACAGACUUUGGGAAAAGCUUUUUUUCAGCUGUUUUGACUGUAUAAUGUACUGUGCCC
Megalops cyprinoides (Indo-Pacific tarpon) is the source of this 4756-nucleotide messenger RNA. RefSeq names its product mitogen-activated protein kinase kinase kinase 5. Bases 95 to 4108 code for a protein of 1337 amino acids. Gene Ontology annotation, molecular function: ATP binding; MAP kinase kinase kinase activity. The record is from RefSeq and is a predicted model, not a curated record. Gene Ontology annotation, biological process: cellular response to stress; protein phosphorylation; MAPK cascade. The transcript has 28 exons. Lineage: Eukaryota; Metazoa; Chordata; Actinopteri; Elopiformes; Megalopidae.